UAAAUUUUGUCUGGUGCGGAAAAAAAAUAAAAAAUUAGAAAAAAAAAACGAAAAAGAAAAAGAAAAUCUGUUACUGGAGAUUGUAAAGAUAACCGACUUUUGGUAUUUUUGUUCCUUCAACUUUUUGUUCUGAAAAUGAUAAUCGGAGAAACAUUUCUAUGUGUUGGUUGUUCAGCUUUUACUACUAAUAUUUUGCAGGGGAAUGAAACCAGCUCUUGGAUCAUUCACUACUUCAAGAGAUGGAGCUGAUCCUAAAGUGAUGUGCGUAGAGAGGGAGAGACAAGCUCUCCUUGAGUUUAAACGUGGGCUCAUUGACGAUUUUGGCCGCCUCUCUUCUUGGGGAGUUGAAGAAAGACAAGAAAGACUGCUGCAAAUGGAGAGGAGUCCGAUGUAGCAAUCGCACUGGUCAUGUGAUGGAGCUCGAUCUUUAUGCCCCCCGGAACAUUUCGGGCUAUAAUCAUCUUUCUUUGAGAGGCACGGUUCCAACUCAGUUUGGGAAUCUUUCCGAAUUGCGUUAUCUUGAUUUGGGCUAUAAUUAUGAAGUGAGUGUAAAAAGUUUAGAGUGGGUUUCUCAUCUUUCUUUAUUAAGAUACCUUAACAUGGACUGGGUUGAUCUUAGCAAAGCAAUAGAUUGGAUUGUUUUCAUUGAGAGAGUUGUAUCUUUCAUACAAUCGCUUCAUUGGACCACUACCCAAAAGUAUUGGGCAACUUUUCAUGCUCGAAUUUUUGGAUGUCUCUUCAAAUUCUUUAGAAGGUACAAUCUCCGAAGCCCACCUCUCAAAUCUCAACAACUUACAAUGGUUGGACUUGUCUUCUAACUCUUUGGCUUUAGACUUCAAUUCUGAUUGGAAUCCUCCCUUUCAACUGGAUGGCAUAAACUUGCGGUCUUGCCGGCUGGGGCCUCGUUUCCCAAACUGGCUUCAAACUCAAACCAAUUAUUCUCAGCUUGAUAUCUCCAAUUCUAGAAUUUCAGAUAUUGUCCCUAAGAAGUUUUGGGAUUUAUCUCCUAAGCUUUUUUACCUAAAUCUCUCUUACAACCAGCUCAAUGGCAAGGUGCCUGAUUUGUCAUUAAAGACAGUUUUUUAUCCUGUAAUAGAUUUGAGCUCCAAUCGCUUCGAGUGUCCAAUAGCACCAUUUCCUCCCAACGUGACAGCAUUGCAUCUCUCUAAAAAUAAGUUUUUUGGGUCAAUUUCUUUCUUAUGUAACUUAAAUAGUAAGUUCCUUGGCUCUGUUGACCUCUCAUACGAUCGAUUAUCAGGGGAGCUUCCUGAUUGUUGGAUGCACAUGCAAAAUUUAGCCAUUCUUAAUUUGGCUAACAAUAAUUUCUUCGGGAAAAUUCCUUGGUCUAUGGGCUUCCUCUAUGAGCUUCGAACAUUGCACUUACGCCACAACAAUCUCGUUGGGGAGUUGCCUUCAUCGUUGAAGAACUGUGGAAAUUUGAUUAUUUUUGACUUGGGAGAAAAUAAAUUAUCGGGAGUAAUACCAACAUGGAUAGGGACACACCUAGAACUUUUAGUUGUUCUUAGUCUGCGAUUGAAUAAGUUCCAUGGAUACAUACCUGUAAAUAUAUGCCAUGUCAACUCUAUUAAAAUCUUGGAUCUCUCUCGUAACAAUAUAUCUGGAAUCAUACCCUGGUGCUUUAGUAAUUUUACUGCUUUGGUUUGGGGGAAUGAAUCAAAAGGAAAGAUUACUUAUUUUUAUGGAUUUCAUGCUGGUACUCGUUACUAUUACAUCAGCGAAUUAGAAUAUGAGGACAAUGCAAUAGUGCAAUGGAAAAGAGAAGAGUUUGAAUUCAAAAAUAGUCUAGCACUAUUAAAAAGCAUCGAUCUCUCUGACAAUAGAUUAGUUGGGAAAAUUCCUGAAGAGAUCUCGAGUCUUACUGGAUUGGGUUCCUUGAACUUAUCAUGGAAUUAUUUGAUGGGACAUAUUAUUCAAAAGAUUGGUCAGUUGAAAAUGUUAGAAUCUCUGAACUUAUCUAGAAACCAGCUUUUUGGUAAGAUUCCUAUAAGCAUCACUCAUUUAAAUUUCCUUGCUAUCUUGGAUUUGUCGAAUAACAACUUGUCUGGAAAAAUUCCAUCAAGCACUCAGUUGCAGAGUUUUGAUGGCUCUGCAUAUGCUGGAAAUCAUGAACUUUGUGGACUUCUGCUUCCAAAUAAGUGCCCAGGAGAUGAAACAACUCUUCAUCCUUCCAUUACCAAUCAUGGUGCAGACAACAUUAUUCAAGGGGAUGAAGAUGGGUUUAUCAACCGAGAAUUUUAUGUCAGCAUGGGGCUAGGUUUUGGGAUUGGAUUUGGUGCAGUCUUUGGCACUUUAUUGCUUCAACGUUCAUGGGAAUAUAUCUUUUUCAAGUUCUUGAACAACAUAAAAGAUUGGCUUUAUGUGACAACAACAGUGAAUAUGGCCAGAGCGAGGAGGUGGCUUCAAAGCUAAUAGCAGUGAAGUAAUAUGGUCAGAUUUUGAAGAAGAAGCUUCAAACCUAAUAGGUAAAUAUUUUCUUUCAUUUUGCUGAAUUUGUUGCCCUGUCAGUCUUUGAAUUUGUUUUUGCAUUAACUAGAUGUUCAAUAAUUGAAUGAAGCACGUUCAUAUUGUGUUGGACUGUUUGAAUAAAGAAUGGUACGUUGUAGCAUGUAGGGCAGUCCAAAAUAAAUGUAUUGCAUAUGGCAAGAGGCAAUGUCUCUAAACUAGUGAUCUUAUUCAACACCAUUACAGCAUAGUAUCUAGCAGUUUUCAACGUAAAAUUGUUGAUUUUAAUUUGACUUCCCGUGGUUCCCUAGAAUUAGAAUAAACACAUUGUCUUGUUAGAGAAAUUCUUUGAUUAAUAUUAUAUUAUUUGUUCAAAUUCUCAUUUUAUGCACUGUUAGUCCGGACAAAAGCAAAAGCCAAAUUAAUUACCGAAAAAGAAAUUAAGCCAAAUUUUCUUUUCUAAUACUUCCCAGAGCACUCAGCACCCUUUGAAAAUGGCAAUUUACCUUCUAUAUAUUUGGGCACUCCCCAGGGGCAGAGCCAGAAUUGUAAAGUAAGGAGGGCUAAAAAUAAUUAAACAUGAUUGCUUAGUGUGUCAUCCAUACUCUAAAUAUAGAAUUCUCAUGCAUCAAUCAUUCAAUUAAACCUAAUAAUUUACAACCUUCUAAUACAUUUAUACUUCUAAACUCUAAUGUGUUUUCGAAGUCAAGAAUCCAUUGAAAUAUGAUUCAUACAAGUAUUAAAACAAACGCCUGCAAGAAUGCAAGAUAUAUAUGUUCUUUAUUAAUAAAUUCAAAUUAGAAAGUAAGACCUGUGUGUUUGGCCUCUAGCUAGUUAUUAAUCCAUUAUAUAGUAAAUUACCUAAUUUAAUAAGAAACCAUCAAGUCAUCAACAAAGCUGGUUUUUUUUUUUUUUACAAAAACAAAAAUCAAUAUUUCACUUGAUUAACAAUAAUAAAAAAAUUGAGUCUAGGUCUUUUUCUAUAGACUAACAAUGUGUUUGGUUUAUUGGACUAGACUAUGCUAUGUUUUAUUAUGGCUUCUUUUGUGAUUGGGCAUGUCCAUUGUUCAUGGACUUGCUCAUAUUUAAGGAUUGGCCUUUAUAAAUUUUAUAACUCUUUUUAUUUAUAGAAAGACUAUGGAUUGGGUUAAUAGGAAGAUGAAGAAUAAUACAUGGGUUUAUAAGAACAAUAGUAUUAAAUUUUUUUCUUUUCAAUUGGACCUGGGCUAUAGCUCAGGUUAGCCCAUUACUAGUUCCUCCCCUGGCACUCCCCUCAUCUCUUUAAGCCUCUUGGGUUUGUUUGGUUAGCAUGUAAUAGAUAGAAAGGAAAAAAAAUAAAAAAUAUUUAAAUUUGUUAAUAUUUUGGUUAGGGUGAAAGUAAUUUUCUUCUAACUGCUUAAUUUUCCUUAAAAAUUUCUUGACAUAAAACAUAGAAAAAUUUUACUUUUCUUCAUAUCUUAGUUUCCUAUUAUACCCAUGUCACCCUCCUCCCUUUCUCCACAAACCUCUCUACAAACUUCUCUAACAAGCGAGUUUCCUUCGUUUGUAAAUUGCUUAUAAGAUAAUGUAAUAUUAAAUUAAUUGCAUUUAUAGUUUUAUAUGUGCAUACAAAAUUAAAUUUAUAUUGUACUUUUUUCUUUUCAUAAUUAAUAAUGAUUGAGAGUGAUAUAUAUAUACUAAAUUUGAAAUUAUAAUUUAAUUCAUACAUGUAUUUUUGUAUACACACACUUCUUAUAUUAGAUGUACCAAAAACUCAUUUAGCUUUAACUCUACGUAUAUUAAAUGUAUCAAACAAAUUUAGUUCCAAGUACUUCAUUUCAAUUUGACUAAGCUUUUAUUUCUUUUUCUUUUCUUUUUUUUCUUCUAUGACUAAAAGGGUAUAUAUUAACUUCAACCUUUUAUUCUCAAUAUUUUUCGGAUCAAUUUUUUUUAUUAAUUAAACUUGCACCUAUAAUCACAUAUAUCUAAUUAUUAAACAUAAGAAGACAAAUAUCACAAUGUUCAUUGUUUUAUCUUUGAACUUGAAAAAUUAAUUUUGUUUAUAAUUCAAGAGAGAUGAUAGUGUUUCAAAAGUGCACAAAGUAAUCUUAUAAUUAAAAGGGUAAUUUUGGGAAUUACAAUCACUUUCUUUUUACUUUUAUUUUUUCAAAACUCAUAAAACAAUAUUUUCUCACAACUUUCUUGAAAAUUUUUCUUACUAAUCAAAUACAUGAUAGAAACUUAAUUUUCUUUUCAUUUCUUUUACCUUCUUUCAUUUUCACUUUUCGUCAAAAAUUUCUAUCUAACCACACGGACCUUAAUGUAAAUCCCA
This is a messenger RNA of Cornus florida, 4774 nucleotides long. Its product is annotated as receptor-like protein EIX1. The record is from RefSeq and is a predicted model, not a curated record. Gene Ontology annotation, molecular function: protein binding. The coding region runs from base 715 to 2430 and encodes 571 amino acids. The transcript has 3 exons. Lineage: Eukaryota; Viridiplantae; Streptophyta; Magnoliopsida; Cornales; Cornaceae.